CGAAGUUCACGUGACCGCCUGGGCGCAGAUGUGGGCACCAGUCCGGGUGUCCGCCCUGCCUCCCCGCGGUCCGACCCGGAGCUGUCUGCGAGCUCUUAAUUGUUGCUCCAGGUUCUUUCAGGUCUGCGUGUCUGCUGUUGUCAGCACUCUGCUAGACUAGAAAAGGAGGAGAAACCUGUCCAGAAUUCCCGCAGGACAGGGUAAGGAGGGGAAAUCUCAACAUGGAAAAACUCUGCAAUGAAAAGGAAGAAAUGCCUGAGAACCAAGGAAAGAUGGAAAACAAAGAACAGCCACUCGAUAUGGGAAAGCCGGAAGUAGCUUGUAGUCUGGAAGACAAGGAGAAGUUAGAAAACGAGGGAAAGACAGAUCACGAGGGAAAGACAGAAGAUGAGGAAGUACUAAAUGAUAAGGAGAAGCCAGAGAGUGAGGCAAAGCCAGAAGAAGGAGAAAAAGCAGAGAGCCAUGGAAAGCCAGAAAACCAGGGAAAGCCAGUGAGCCAGGGAAAGCCAAAAGAAGAAGGAAAACCAGAGACCCAGGGAAAUCCAGAGAGCCAGGGAAAGCCAAAAGAAGAAGAAAAGCCAGCCAGCGAACCAAAGGCUGCAGGAAAGCGCCCAGCUGGGGAUGAUGUACCCAGGAAAGCCAAGAGAAAAACCAACAAGGGGCUGGCUCAGUGCCUCAAGGAAUAUAAGGAGGCCAUACACGAUAUGCAUUUGAGCAAUGAGGAGAUGAUAAGAGAAUUUGAUGAGAUGGCUAGGGUGGAGGAUGAGGUGAAGAAAACCAGACAGAAAUUGGGGGGGUUUAUGUGGAUGCAAAAAAGCUUACAGGACCCCUUCCACCCGAGGGGCCCAAGGGAACUCAGGGGUGGUUGCAGGGCGCCACAAAGGGGCUUUGAAGACAUUCCUUUUGUGUAGUGCCCUGGCCUCCAUGGGCCAGGCCCUGUGCUUUAACCUUAGGCUAAUACUUUACUUUAGGUGUCAUUCUUGUUAUCCAACCGCAGCCCUCUGUGUUUCAGUAGCAGAUAUUCAUCCGUUGCAUGGAAAAAUGUUUAUAGUGCAUUAUAAAAUUAAAAAGAAAACAGUUUGCAGCACCAUA
Equus quagga is the source of this 1092-nucleotide messenger RNA. RefSeq names its product transcription elongation factor A protein-like 4. NCBI's taxonomy places the organism in Eukaryota, Metazoa, Chordata, Mammalia, Perissodactyla, Equidae. The coding region runs from base 222 to 911 and encodes 229 amino acids. The record is from RefSeq and is a predicted model, not a curated record. The transcript is spliced from 3 exons.